Molecule: messenger RNA, 594 nt
Organism: Hypoxylon fragiforme
Lineage: Eukaryota; Fungi; Ascomycota; Sordariomycetes; Xylariales; Hypoxylaceae
Product: Redoxin-domain-containing protein
Exons: 4
Coding region: 1-594 (197 amino acids)
Biological process (GO): hydrogen peroxide catabolic process; cell redox homeostasis; cellular response to oxidative stress
Cellular component (GO): cytoplasm; peroxisome; mitochondrion
Molecular function (GO): thioredoxin peroxidase activity
Source: RefSeq, a predicted model, not a curated record
AUGGCCUUCCGCGCAUCCAUCCGCCGCACGCCCAUCGCGGCUCUUGCCUCCCCAUCCCCGCGCAUGGCCACCGCCGGCGCGCCAAUGAUGAUGCGCCGCCCCUUCCACAGCACGCCGCGCGCGCUGGUCAAGGUGGGCGAGGCGGUGCCGGACCUCGCGGUGCUGCACGAGGACACGCCCGGCAACAAGGUGAACCUGGCGCACGAGUUCGCGACGGCCGAUGGUGUUAUUGUCGGUGUUCCCGCGGCGUUCUCGGGCGCUUGCUCGCAGAAGCAUGUGCCGAGUUACAUCCAGCAUCCGAAGCUCAAGGAGAAGGGGAGUGUGUUUGUGGUUAGUGUUAAUGAUGCUUUUGUCAUGAAAGCAUGGGGCGAUCAACUUGAUCCUACACACGCAUCCGGAAUCCGCUUCCUAGCCGAUCCCUCCGGCGCGUUCACCAAGGCCCUGGACGUAGAAUUCGACGGCACCGCCAUCUUCGGCAACAAGCGCUCCAAGCGCUACGCUCUCGUCAUCAAGGACGGCAAGGUCGAGUCCGUUCAUGUCGAGCCCGAUAACACGGGAACCGAUGUCAGCAUGGCCGACAAGGUUCUAGCUUAG